Molecule: messenger RNA, 675 nt
Organism: Ostertagia ostertagi
Lineage: Eukaryota; Metazoa; Nematoda; Chromadorea; Rhabditida; Trichostrongylidae
Source: the annotation of a GenBank genome assembly
AUGGUCUUCCUCGAAGGCGAAAAGCGGCCGUCGCCGUUCAGCGUCGAAAGUAUCCUUGAACGCAAAGAUGAAAUUUGUAAGCCACAAGCCAUGGCACCAGCGUCAUCAUUCAGUACGACUACAGUCGCCCCCAUCACGCCGACUCAUUUGAAAUUUUCGAACCCUUUUGAGACUGCAAUGCUUUUCUUCGGACAGUCCAGGCUACCUCUUCCCCUUUCCGAUAGCUCACCGGAGUCUUCGGGAUCCUCUCCGCAUUCGAUUGCCAAAGUACAAUGGAUGAACACUUGGUGUGCUCGAAGCGAUUCACCCAUAAAUGAAGAUGCCAAGAUUCAAAUGGGCAUCAACAAAUGUAUGCUACGAAAACACAAGAACAAUCGCAAACCCCGCACACCAUUCAGUACUCAGCAGCUUCUCUCACUUGAGAGAAAGUUUCAGCAGAAGCAGUAUUUGAGCAUAGCAGAACGAGCCGAAUUCAGCGCCAGCCUACAGCUGACCGAAACCCAAGUGAAGAUCUGGUUCCAGAAUCGCCGUGCAAAAUCAAAGCGCUUACAAGAAGCUGAAGUAGAGAAAGUGAAAUUUGCUCAGGCCAGUGCACUAGCCGCAGCAGCCGUUGUAAACGUACAGAACGAUCCAACCAAGUCAUUUCUCGCCUUUGGAUAUCCGACACAGUGGUGA